AUGUUCUUGUCAAUUUUGCUGGUGACGAUUGUUGUUGGAGCUGGUGAGUUGGGUGGAUUAUAUUAUAUUUGCUGGAGAAGUCUGAUUUUGUGGAAAGAUUGUUUGAUUCAUCUAUUAGUCUGUCGGGAAAAUAAUGAGGUAUCUGUCGCAUCGCAAAUCGCAUCGCCACCGGGAAAAUGAAUUGCGUCGCGGCCAAAUCAUAUUGCUUUUUACCGCAGCGACUCGAUUGGCGCAGCGACAUUUUGCUCAUAAUUUUCCCGACAAACCGAUAGCUAGUCUGGGUCAAUAUUGUUAAAAUUUCGCCUUGAGCUUUGCUGACACUGCCGAGAUUUCUGACGAGCUCUUCCGGCAAGAUAGCAAGGACAGAAAAGGUUUUUCAAAAAAAAAUCUAUUUUUUCAAGGACAAGAUUAUAUAAUCCAAGAAAAAGUAUAAGUCAAGUCCAAUUCCCUCUUGUUGUUUUCAAUAUCUUUACUCCUAUAGUACUUGAAAACCUCGUUGAAAAUGAAUAUCAGCCUGUCGGGAAAAUAACGGCCACUUUGUCGCAGCGAAAAUCACAUCGCUACCGAGAAAAUGAAUUGUCGCGACAAAAGCUAAUCGCUUUUCGCUUCAGCGACCCGAUUGGCUCAGCGACAUUACUAGGCGCGACAUAAAGUCCUGACACAUUUUGCACCGUGCAUUCUUCUUUCAUUUCAUCCGCACUGUGCAUCUUUUCGCAUUUGUCGCCGCGAUUUCCCCUUUUUGCACUAGCGACGUGCAAAACCCGAACUUUCGCACCGUGCAUUCUUCAUUCAUUUCGCAUUUGUCGCCGCGAUUUCCCGUUUUUGCGCUAGCGACGUGCACUUUCGCGCGCGACAAACCCGAAUUUGGGGGCGCGACGUCCAAAUCCCGAACUUUCGCACGGUGCAAAAUGUGUCAGGACUUUAUGGCGCGACUAGUAUUGCUCAUUAUUUUCCCGACAGAUGGAUAAAGAGCUUUUGCAGUACGAUAGUUUGAUGUAUAGGGGAAUGCAUGAUUUGCCAAGCAUAUCUAGGGAAAUUAACCGCGGCGCACUUUGUUGCCUGCACUGACAAAGUGCAAGCUCAUAAAAUUGGGACCAAAUGCUUAGCCUACUGACAAUAGCAAGCCAAAUCCCAUAAAAUUAAGAGCAGAGAACGCCGUGCACUUUCUUGGUAAACACUUGAUCCAAAUCACCUUAAUUACUGUUCCUCACUACACUGGGGGACUUGAGUGGCAAAAAACGUACCAUUUUGCAUCCAGGGAGUAUCAAAAAUGUGGCAAAAUGCUUCCCUAUCCAAGUUGCGAGGGAAAGGGCGCGCCCUUCAAAACGAAGUUUUUUCACUAGGAGAGGGAACCAUUUUGCCACAUUUUCGAUGCUUCGCGGAUGCAAAAUGGGACGUUUUUUGCCACUGGAUUGAGUCCGUGACUGCAUGUUCAAUUUCCAGCCGCCUCCUGGGAGAUCAAGGUUGAUCCGGACCCGGGAGAGAAGUCGAUCUACAACCGCAAAGCCGGCGAUCCCUUCGCCGUCCUCUGCUCCGUCGAAGGCCUUGCGGAGGAUGCGGACGCCCCCGGCAUUUUCUGGUCCAAGAAUCCCGACUCCAUCUCCCGGACCGGGAAUGUGCAGCUGAACAAGAUUGACAAGUUCGCGCUGAGCCUGGUCAUCCCGAACAGCUCCGUCGAGGACAGUGGAAUCUACACGUGCACGGUGACGUAUCACGGCGAACGGCGAGAGGUUCGAUUGGAGAUCAACUUUUUCGGUGAGCUUUUUUUCCUUAUUUACUAACUUUUUCUCGUCGGUAAACAAGGCUAUUUGGUAAAAGUUCCUUAUUCUGGCCACAACUUAUAACUUGGGGGAUCUGGUCAGAAUUAGUCCAAAUUUAGCGUGCAGGCUAAUUCAUCAUUGUCAAUGCCCGGAGAGUGGAUUUAGUUAGUGAGUUACCUUCUUUUUCGCGUACCACCUUACCCUUCAAAAACAGCUGCAGCCUGCGAUUUUACACUUUAUACGAUGAAACCUGUCCGGAACUAAACCUAUUGCCUCCGUAUAACACUAAAUGAGUCGUCAUAGCCUUAGGUAUCCUUAAAACUAUGGAGCUAUUAUAGUAAUUCGGUGCCAGCUAGGUCAAAGCCUUUUUUUCCUAACUUUAGUUCCCAAGCUUGGGCGCAGUUCGCAGAGUACCCUUUGUUGUGGCCAGAAUAAGGAACUUCUUCCGGCAGAUUUUUUGUUUUUACGGUAAUUAAAGUCUUGUGAUUUCAGCCGAGAUCAAACUAAUCGAAACUCAGACCGAUUUCUUCGAGCCGAAGGAAGGGACUAGCAUCAUCCUAUCAUGUGAGGUCAUCACAAGCGAUAAUGAAUUGAUCACAAUGUGGGAGAAGGACAUCACGGCGCUCACUGAAAGCAAGUCUUACUCAUAGCCUUUGAGCUUGUUUUAUUGGCUAAAGAGAAGGAGAUUGAUGUUCAGUUACGGCGGAAAUUUGGCGUAACUUAACAAGGGAAGCACUCCAAAUUUUGGUGUAACUUUGCACACAUGUCAAAGAUAGGCCAUAUAUCAAUUCUCAAAGUUUUAGCUCGCGCUUUGCGGGAGCAACGGAGAUACUCAACGAUCAUUGUGGCCGAGAGAGUUCGCGAAACGUGGAGGGCGGUCAGAGAAAAAACCUUUUGGCCGUAAUUUUGAUAGUUUCAUUGGGAAAAAAAUCGAUUUUUUGCGCAAACAUUAGUUUCUACAGUAGAAAUAGAUAUAUAUGAAUCUUUUCAUGCCAAGACUAGCCAAAAAAGCCUGCAUUUUUGCUAACUUUUGACCUAAAAAUCUUGGUCACUUCUGCAAAGCGCAAGUUGGGAAUCCCGCAUGUAUCUUGGAAAAAGUCCUACAUACAGUGAGGGGCCUGAUCCAGUGGCAAAAUACGUACUAUUCCGCAUCCGGGAAGGAUCAAAAAUGUCGCAAAAUGCUUCCCUCUCCAAGUGAAAAAACUUCGUUUUGAAGGGCGCGCCAUUUCCCCCACAAAAAGGGCGGGCGCACUUUUGAAGUCGGAGAUUUUUCAAUUGGGAUACUUGCUUUAAAAGCUUGAAUUUUGAAAGCACACGAUUUUUCCUCAAGUCAAAUUUCCAUAACAGAAAAAAAACCAAAAUUUUUCGUCGUUAUCAACUCUCCCUUUUUCAGGCUCGGAACGCGGCUACAAGUUCCAUCGCCGCGGCCAAAUCCUGGAGAUCAAGUCGUACAUGGAGAGCGACGCCGGGAAUUACAAUUGCAAGGUGUUGGACAAACGGACCGGCUCCAUGGUGCUCCGCCGCUUCCGCGUUGGCAGCCGGAUCGAAGAGCAGCAGCAGUUCUGCUCCAAUAUGUGCCAGGCUUUCUGCGCCUCCUUCUACAGUCCAAACAAGUAA
Molecule: messenger RNA, 3377 nt
Organism: Bursaphelenchus xylophilus (pine wood nematode)
Lineage: Eukaryota; Metazoa; Nematoda; Chromadorea; Rhabditida; Aphelenchoididae
Source: the annotation of a GenBank genome assembly